Messenger RNA from Silurus meridionalis, 3187 nucleotides. RefSeq names its product ring finger protein, LIM domain interacting (gene rlim). Gene Ontology annotation, molecular function: ubiquitin protein ligase activity. The coding region runs from base 525 to 2444 and encodes 639 amino acids. Lineage: Eukaryota; Metazoa; Chordata; Actinopteri; Siluriformes; Siluridae. The record is from RefSeq and is a predicted model, not a curated record. The transcript has 4 exons. Gene Ontology annotation, biological process: ubiquitin-dependent protein catabolic process; protein ubiquitination; random inactivation of X chromosome. Gene Ontology annotation, cellular component: cytoplasm; nucleoplasm.
UCCCAUCAGUCCCUCAAACCGGAAACGGAAACAAGUGUGAAGAUAACGGAUGGUCUGAUGUUCGAGAAAAUAGAUUCCUAAUGCCGGAAAAUAUCACCGUUUGUUGAAAUACACGUUUAGACACAGCGGCUUACGGGUUAUUAGCGUAGUAACGGAUUUAAAAAGGUUUUAUUUCAGUGGUUAGUUUUUUUCCCCUACUGACCUGUGAAGUGUAGCUCGUGUUCGGCUAACUACGCUAACUGACUCGUUGGCUAAAUACGCAGUUUGAGGCCAGGGUCAUCUCAUCUGCCCAUAUUCUCCUUCGUUAGUGGUCUACGUAGCCAGCGUCUGAAACGAUGUCUUUAAAACUCUAAUCAGUGAAACAUUUGCGGAAUUUAAGGGGAUCCAUUUCGUUUUCCAGGCUUUAAACCUGUCGGAAGUGAGAAGGCCUCUGAGUAGCUAACUAGCAGGUAGCCAAUUCCAAAGGAAACGAGAUUUGGUCGGGCAAACAAAGGUGGUGCUGACUUCUUCCUCCUGGGUCUGCAAUGGAGGGUUCAGACAAUUCAGAUCAAGGCAGUAACGAACAGGCCGAUUCGCAACGCAGGCAACAGCAGGAUCGCCUCAACCGAGAAGAGGCUUUCUACCAGUUUGUUAAUAAUCUGAGUGAGGAGGACUACAGGAUGAUGAGAGACAACAAUCUUUUUGGCACACCAGGUGAAAUUACAGAGGAAGAGUUGUUGAACCGCCUUCAUCAAAUUAGGGAUGGUUCUGAACAGCAGCAGCCACAUAGUAGUAGCAGCAGUACCAACAGUCCUGAAGUCAGUAGGGGAGAGCCCAGAGUUUCAGAGACUGAGGGUACCGAAGAUGCAUCUAAUGGCGACACACUUCUUGACUGGCUCAACACUGUGCGUCAAACUGGAAACACCACAAGAAGCGGGCACCGGGGAAACCAGUCGUGGCGGGCAGUAAGCCGAACCAAUCCAAGCAGUGGAGACUUCCGCUUCAGCUUGGAGAUUAACAUCAAUCGCAACCUAGCCGAGCAGCAGACACAGACUGAAGCUGAUCGGCUAGACACAGACCAAAGCCGUGCUGAAGACUCUGUAGAUGAACCUGAGACACCCAUGGAGGCGGCAGAGGUGGUUGAAGAGCCUGUGGUAGAAGAGAUGGCUGUUAUAGUUGAACCCGAGCUUCCUGCACCUAAUAUCCCAGCUGUAACUCGGCCGGCAAGCCCACAGAAUCAGCAACCCCCACCUUCUCCAAAUCCUCCUCAAGUAGAGCGCCCAAGUAGAGGCCAGAUUAGAGCUCGUAGCCCAAGCCCAGAACAGCGCAGAACCAGGGCGCGAACAGCAAGGAGUCAUUUAGCUGUCAGCCUGGACCAGUUAGAUGGGCUUCCGCAGUCUCGCCAUGGACUACCCGCUCGAAGUCCAGAUCCUGUCCCAGAAGUUCAUGAAGAUGGCAGCUCCAGGACACGACUACAUGUUCUUUCUCGACAGAAUAUACAGUUAGAAAGCGAGGAAACUAUAGCAUCUACAGAGCCCCAACCAGCACCUCAGCCCGUUCAGGAAAACGAAACCCCUUCAGGUGAAGCAGGUGCUUCUGGACGACGUCCCCCAACAAUAAUGCUGGACUUGCAGGUUCGUCGGGUGAGACCAGGUGAGUACAGAGAGAGAGACAGCAUUGCUAACCGUACCCGCUCACGAUCACAGACCUCCAACAACACAUUCUUGUAUGAAACAGAGCGUGGAGGCUUUCGAAGGACCUUUUCACGGUCGGAGCGGGCUGGUGUGAGGACGUAUGUCAGCACUAUCCGUAUUCCCAUCAGGAGGAUCUCAGAUGCCGGGCUUGGUGAAGCCACAUCCAUGGCUCUGCAGUCCAUGAUCCGGCAGAUAAUGACUGGUUUUGGUGAACUCAGCUACUUUAUGGACUCUGAUUCAGACUCCACAGACUCAAGCCGUGGCUCCAAUCCUGCGGCAGAUCUCGCUGAUGCUCUGGGAAAUCCAGAUGCUGGAAGUCCAUCUACUGUAACUGAGCCAUCACCUGGGGCAGGAGGCUCAAAUCAGAGUGGUUUAGAAGCACAGACUGAAGAAAGGGAGGAAACUGGUGCGGGUCUAAGAGAGAGCAGGGCAAGGCAACGUGCUCCUAUCAGCCUAGAGGAGUCUGGUUCUUUGCCCUUUUUGCGACUUGCACAUUUCUUCUUGCUCAACGAUGAAGAUGAUGAUCAGCCCAGGGGCCUCACCAAAGAGCAAAUUGAUAACCUUUCUAUGCGAAAUUUUGGUGAGAAUGAUGCACUCAAGACCUGUAGUGUCUGCAUUACAGAGUAUGCUGAAGGCAACAAGCUUCGUAAACUUCCCUGCUCACACGAGUACCACGUGCAUUGUAUAGACCGUUGGCUUUCGGAGAAUUCAACUUGCCCCAUCUGCCGCAGGGCAGUUCUUGUUACUGCCAACAGAGAGAGUGUUGUCUAGACACUUAUCAUUCUUCAUACUAUUCUUUAUUCUUUCGCCUUACUAUAAUAUUCGGUACCUUGUAACGAAUGGUGUCUUGUAGACACGAAAACCCUAACUAUAUUAAAGCAUCAAAUUGACAAGAUGUGUAGAAUACAUUUACAGAGACAUUUCACUUCUGCUCGAAUCCAGACUUUUACUGCCUGAAGGUUUCAGUGAAAUAGUAAAUAUUCUUUAUCCAAAAUAUGUUUGAUUCCCUUGCAACCUUGUGAUUUAAGAAGUAAGAACUAAUCAUUUGUGCUUAUAUGUUAGACUUGGUACAAUUUGAUUAGAUGGAAAUCAGGCAAACUGAUAGUCGAAAGAUAUAUUUAUGUACAAUGUAUUGCUUUUGGAUUAUCUAAAGAAUUGUUUCGAUCCAAUGUAAUUACAGUUUGGACACCAUUUUAGGUUCGCAGCGAAAUACGUUUUUUUUUAAUUAUUUUUUUUUAUUAAAUAUAAGUGUAAAAAGAUUUAAUGCUAUUAAAUGAUCUAUAAGUGAGUUUUCAGUUUGGCCAACAAGAACCUUUACUUCAAUUAAGGAUUGUUUCCUCAAGCAUCAAUUAUGCUUAGUCUAAUAUAUUGUCACUGGGAGUUCUUAAAAAAGCAUUUUAGCCUUAAUUUAAUCUGUUUCUGGAAUAUCUUUCACUGGUUUUUGUAGAGAAUGUUUUCCUGGGUAUUAUGUAAAAAAAAAUAAAAAAUUGUUUAGAUGCGAGUUUCAAGCCCUA